Messenger RNA from Emys orbicularis (European pond turtle), 731 nucleotides. RefSeq names its product ER membrane protein complex subunit 9 (gene EMC9). The record is from RefSeq and is a predicted model, not a curated record. The coding region runs from base 1 to 621 and encodes 206 amino acids. Gene Ontology annotation, cellular component: EMC complex. The transcript is spliced from 5 exons. Lineage: Eukaryota; Metazoa; Chordata; Testudines; Emydidae.
AUGGGCGAGGUGGAGGUCUCCGCCCAGGCCUAUGCUAAGAUGUGCCUCCACGCCGCCCGGCACCCCCACGCCGCCGUCAAUGGGCUGCUCCUGGGGCGCCGGGGGGGCCCCCCCGAGUGUCUGUUCCUCACCGACUGCGUCCCCCUUUUCCACAGCAACUUGGCGCUCAGCGUCAUGCUGGAGGUGGCUCUGAACCAGGUUGAUCUCUGGGCGUCUCGCUCUAACCUGCUGGUGGCUGGGUACUACCAGGCCAAUGCCGGGCUGGACGACAUGAGCCCCACCCCCCUGGCUCUGAAGAUGGCUGGACGCCUGGCUGAGCUCUCUGAGGGUGCUGUAUUGAUCAUGCUGGAUAACCGGAAACUGACCCAGAACCCCCGCGUGCCCCCCGUCGUUGUGCUGGAGCAGCGGGAUCGGCACUGGCUCCCCAAGGACAAGAACCUAGUCAUGUGGCGUGACUGGGAAUCCUCCCGCCACAUUUGCAAGUCCCUGCUGGAGGCCAAAGCUCACACCCAAUUGGUCGACUUUGACGCCCACCUUGAUGACAUCAGACGGGACUGGACCAAUCAGCACCUCAACACCGAGAUCGCCCGGCUGGUGUCUGUCGCCAACGGCAGCGCCUGAGGGACCCUAUUGGCUGGCCUGGGGAAACCGGGGCUGUAUUCUGAUUGGACUGCUUGGAACAAUGGCACGCCCCCAUUGGCUGGCCCGAGUAAAGACUCAGCUGACUUUCA